This is a messenger RNA of Aricia agestis (brown argus), 7266 nucleotides long. RefSeq names its product ectopic P granules protein 5 homolog. Bases 92 to 6769 code for a protein of 2225 amino acids. Gene Ontology annotation, cellular component: cytoplasm. The record is from RefSeq and is a predicted model, not a curated record. Gene Ontology annotation, biological process: autophagosome maturation. The transcript is spliced from 39 exons. NCBI's taxonomy places the organism in Eukaryota, Metazoa, Arthropoda, Insecta, Lepidoptera, Lycaenidae.
ACAACCCUCAAGCAAAAGUAAUUUACAAAAAAUAUUUAACGGUUAUAAAAAUAACUCAGAAACUUAGAAAUUGAUUUUAGGUUAAGCAACAAUGGCAACUAUGGUAAAGGAAAAGAAACCAAAGAAAAAGAAGCCAAAGAUCAAAAGUGCUGAAACUAUGGAAGAAGUUGAGGAUUUUAAAUUAUGUGUCACAGAGGAACCAGAGUCGAAUCUUGUUGACCCUAAUGUAAAUAACACUAAUUUAAUAGACCUAAAAUUAGAACAGCAGCUAUCAGAUCAUGCAGGUUAUGAGGAAGUAGGUACAAAAGAUCCCCAAUUAACAAAGCUAGAACAGUCGCAACAAAUAAAAAAAGAAGAAGCUACUGGUAGUCAAGUUUUGCCAUUACAAGAUCCCAAACUUCAGACAUAUAGUAAUAAUGAAGUACAUAUUGCUGAGGGAUUAACUGAAUUAAAACUGGAAAGUCAUGCAGAGUGUGAAAAUGGUGUGCAGUUCAAAGAUCUUAAUACACAAUUACAUCACAUCAAAAAUGAAGAUGAAUUACCUAAAGAGGAGUGUACACCAUCUGCACCAAUAUACUAUGAAUUAUCACAAACAUUUGAAGCGUCCAUUCCAACAGAGAUUGCAUGUAAUGUAAAAACCAAAGUACCAUGUCUUGCAAUGGAGGAGGCUAUCAGAAUAUUUGCUGGACAAGAAAUGUAUGUAGUGAAAGAGUUGAGUGAUCAAGAGGAGGCUUUGGUGGAGGUUGGUGGUUAUCUUCAGCCUCAACAUCCACUAGUGGACUUGAUCACACACCUAAGGUCGUCUCUGGUAGCAGUCGAAAGAGAGAGGCAAAGGAUUAGUCAAGGUUACAGAGAAGAACAAUCAACCAUUUCACAGCUGUGGAUAGUAGAGAAAAGAAAAAAAAAUAUAUCAGAAAAGUGUAAAUGUGGAGGAGAAAUCUCGUUUCUUGUAACCUAUGAUUAUGCUGAGUUACAAAAAAAUAAAUUGGCAGCUGCAAAAUUGGGACUAGAAUCUUUGUUGAGGGAUGUUUUAGACUCAUAUUGUAGUCACCAGCAUGAGGCUAUGUUGACAUAUUGUGAGAUAGAGGAUGAAAUUGGAUUAAUAUUACAAAGAGGUCGAGAAGAAAUACGAGAUUGCUUAGCCUUCAUCUUACAAUCACUUAAAUGUGGUGAUGAAUUUGGUGAUGUGUAUGUCAAAGUUCUGCAAGAAUGGGCAUUCACUCUCGCUUCUGCUCUUUUCAAUAAAGAACCAGAUAUGCGGGAUCUGCUUUUUUUAAUGCAUCUGUUAUUCAGACAGUCGCGCUCAGUGCGGUGGGUGGAGCGAGUGGUGUGCAUGCGCGUAGACGAUUUCAACACGGCUGCGCGGUUUGUUGCAUUCCUGGACAUACUACUGUCGCAGCCGGUACCCGAGUCCGCAGUUGAAUGCAGGGAAGAUGUUCACGAAGAAAUUUCCGAGGCUUGGGAGGAGUUGGAUGCGUCUGGUUCUAGUGGUGGAGUGGGAAAGGGAAAGCUGCGGGAGGGUGAUCUACUUGCGUUACUGAACGCGUUCCCAAUACGAGAACUUAUUGCAUCACUCGUCCUACUGUCUGAACAGGAGCCUCACCAGCAGAAAUCGUGCUGGCGCGGAGCUACAGCUGGUGGCGUGCUGAAAGGAGCGUGCGGCGUGCGCGUGCUACUGAGCGUGGUCGCGCGCGCACUGCCGCAGUACCGCGCGUACGCCGCCGUGCACGCACUGCUAUGUCGCGUCGCACGCGCAACGCUCACAGCGCUCGCGGCGCUGCAUUUACAGUCCAGGUCGAACUACCAAAGCGACAUCAAAGAAAGAAUAUCCGCAGAGUUAGAAGCGUGUUUUGUAUUAGGUUUCUCGAUGCUCGACAGAGACAGACAUUUACUGCCCACGACACUACUCAGCGAUGACACCGUGUCGGACUAUUGCAUCACGCUGAUGUCAUCGUUGCACGUAAGCACUUCGCGUCGUAUUGAAAUGUUGGAUAUAGAGACGCCUGCAGCUAUGUCGUGCGCGGACCGAAUACGCAUAGUGGCGUUUGCCGCCGCACAACAACGCAACAGUACGCUCCCUAAAAUAGUACUCGAGUUUCUAUUACAGACUGGACUGAAACAAAAGAGUGAGACAUGUAAAGACAAAUGCGAAACGGCCGCUCGCGAACUUAUACCACAUCUACUAGCUGCUCACACACACUUGCAUACUGCUGCGUUCUACAUGUUAGCUGACAUAAGUAACGUGGAAUCCAUCGAUCCAUUGUCAAUAAAAUCGCUGUCACCGGAGAAAUGGCGUCCUACGCCUACAGACGUUCAUGGGCUUCUGAACUACUGGUUUCUGAAAUGUCCAGCAUUCAUCAAACAACUGUUACAUCAGAUUGACUGCACACCACACAUAGGUAUGUCACUAGAGAGUCAGCUAGUAGUUGGGUAUUGGCUGUGUGAGUACGGUCGUGGUCGCGCCGAGGCAGAGUGGGCGUGGUCAGCGCUGCGGCGGCUGCGCACGCACCGUGUGCUUUGGGGCUUACCGCUGGACGCGCCCGCACCUCAACACACCGACUCGCUAAUGGACGCAGCAUUCGCGCUCCUUUCUAGCCAAUGGGGUCAUUUAGUGCCGUUGAUAUGCAGUGCGGGCGUGUCGGCUCUGCGGCGGCUGGCGGGCGCGCGGGUGGAGGACGCCGUACACUGUCUCGACUGCGUGCUUCGCGUCUUAGCGCUGUCGCCAGAGUCUAUCUCUCACACACCCGAGUUCACGGAGGUAUUUACGAUAAUAUUGAAUUCGGGGCCAAGCUUGGUGCAGCGCGCUUUGGGCCGUGGCGGGCGCAGCGGUCAGCAGAUGCUCCAGCAGUUAGUGUUGGAUCAGCUGCACGAACACAGGAGUAACGAGAUGCAUCGCGCCGCGAUUCUAUCGACGUGGCUGCACGCUCUCUGGUGUCCCGCGCUCCCGCCCGCCAGCCGCGCCAUCUUGGAUGUGGCGCUGUGUACCGCACGUGACUUGCGCACGCUGGACGCACACGUCAUGUACGUGUUAGAGGAAGGUAAGAAUGAGCUAGUGAACGACGCUGUGACGCACGCGUACGUAGCGCCGCUGCUGGCGCACGGCGCGCUGCGCGGCGCACUGGCGUUCGAGGUGCGGGCGGGGAUCGCGACGCGCCUGCUCCCCGCGCUCGCCCAACAGCGCCGAGUGGGAGAGAAGAUACACGUUGACAAUGCGUUAAAGUUUAUCGGGUGUAAUUUGAGUUCGGACGAGUUAGUGAUACACCGCGCGGCCGCGGCCGUCCUGCUCGCACCGCUAGAGAACCCCGCGCACCUCUCGCUCUGGUCGCUGUUCUUCCACCUGUAUUUGCAACGACCACAUGAUGCGUCCGCAGGAAAGCCACCGGCUGGACCGUGGUUCUUCUGUGGAAUUGUCAAGACCCGCACUCUCAACAAACUCAAGAAACGACUUCAAGAUACUGUUACUUAUCAUCGUAAUGCUAUAAAAGAGCUCAAAACACAGGGAGCUACACCGACUGAGGAGACACGUUCUGAUAAAGCGGAUAAUUUGACUAAAGUGGAUGAUUGUAUCUUACCGCCGUUGACUCUUAAGGAUCUGAGAGGUGACACAGAUCUGGAGUCCGAAGUAUCUAUAGACCAUCAAAGUGUAGAUAAUAAUGUUGAGAGCGAUACAAAAGUAAAAAGUGACACUCCUAAUCUUAUAUCGUAUCAUACUGCUGCUGAAAGGAUGGUGGUGAUCUUUGAGCAGUGGCUUAACAAGAGAGAAGAAUUACGCGCGCAGCCGCAUCACGCCGAGAUCUCGCGACAUCUUACUGAAACGGAUCUAGACACAGGAUGGAGUGCGUCGUUGCGGGAAGUCGCCGCCCCGUCCGACACGCACUCGCCCGCGCCCGGCCCCGCCCCCGCGCUCACGCACUACGAACAAAUUAUAAAUGCCCUCAAUGAAUUCCAUAAUGCGACAAAUCGAAGUCAUUACAGAAAACCAGUACGAAGGUCAUCUUCUUUACCGGACAUCAACUACAACGACCAGACAUCUGUUAUUGAUGUAGUCAAGAAAUAUUUGGCAGCCGUAGAUAAAUUAGUUGCGAGUUGGUCGUCGGAGGUGAGUCGUGUGCGCACGCUGGACGCACAGCUGUGGCCGGUGGUGGGGCGGCUGCGCACGCGCUGCCGGCUGCCCGAUGUCAAGAUACCCUGCUCGAAAGCCUGCAGACCUGUCCUUGUUAAAAUACAGGAGCACGAGUGGCGAUUGUCAAGUGAAGCAGAACGAGAAAUAAAAGAAAAUAGACGCAGUGCCGCGAACGCUGUGCGUCGGUUGGCGCAGCCCAAAACGCAGGCUGCGAGAGUGACGGCCGCCCUUAUUGCUAUUAGUAGACGUAUAAACGACAAGAACAUCGCCUUAAGAGUGCUCAGGAUCAUGUACUGCAGCGUCAAUGACGAAAAGGCGCCAGCGCACCGCUCGCUUACGUCUUUCAUCAAAUUCCUUGCUGAGCGGUGGGUGUGUUCGGAUGGCGAGGCGUGCGCUGACCUGCUGCAUCGAUGGAGCCGUGCGGGCGCGCACGCACUGUGUGGCGCACUCGUACGUCCGGAACGCCCGCACGCACGUCAAUGGCGUGCGCUGUACGUCACGCUCCUGCACGCACCGCUACAGCCAGCGGCCGUCUUCAGCUAUUUAUCUAGGUUCGACUUGGCGUACUGGGCAACUGUAGUGAGCGAGGACGAGAGACGUGAUUUAUUGGCAUCUCUGUUAGAGGCUGUGGCGAAAUAUGGCCAGUACAAAGGUGAAGAGUACCAGAUGUUGAUAGAGCUGUUGGGCGUCCACAGCGGCAAAGUGUGUCUGGCGGACGACACGCUGAGUCACGUGUCGAGAUGCGUGCGCGCCGCCACCACCGUCGCCCUGCCCGCCGCCUACCUCGCACACCUCACGCCCCUCGUCACCGCUCAUCGCGAGCAUUUGCAUCACGAACAGUUGGAGCAUUUGCUUGCGGAGCUGGGUGACAAGCGGACAAUAAGAGGCUCAAAGGAAACCAAAGCGUACGCGCGUAAUGCGUACGCGCCGCACAUAGCGUCCCUGCUGCGCGCGCUAUUACGGAUAUACGUGGUAGCUCUCACUGAACAGAGCUAUAUACCUGAAAAUGUCGGUGGUCGGGCGUGGUCGGCGGCGCGGACGUCAUGGGCGCCGUGGGUGUCGCCCGGCCUGAAGCUGCUGGCUGACCUACACCACUACACCGCCAUGUUGGGCGCCUUCGUCGAGACGCUGGUGCAGGUCAUGGACGAUUGUCCCGGCAUUGACGUGUUUCUAUUACGUCACGCGUGGGAGUGGGUGGUGAAGUGCUACGCGAGCUCGGCCGAGGCGCACGCGCCCCGGGCCGCGGUGGUGCUGGCGCAGAUGCGCCGCCUGCCCUGGGACCGCCAGUGGCGCAUCUCCGCCGCCCUGGAUAUGGCGCACAGGGUGGCCUGUCUAAAUCUGCCGGAUCUGAGCGCGUGGGUGGGGCACACGUGGUCCGCGCUGUCGGCUCCCACGUGGGUCGCCGGUGUGACGUACGAACAGCUGGACCAAGUGCUGCCAGUGCUGUUCCAGAUAUUCACAUCCAAGUUCAUGCAGUUGUCCGAACAAACAUUGGAAGAGGCGUGUCGUCUGCCGUGGGCCGCGAUGUCGCCGCACGUGACGGAGCAGCUACUGCACGCCUACUACACCGCCUACCACAACCCCGCUCAGCCGUAUCACGAUCUACCGCACUUUAAGUUAGUAUUACGCGUAUCGGAGCUCGGUGCCUCUUGCGGCGUAGACGAGGCCGCUCAGUCGAAGCGGUGUGCGGGCGUGACGGUGUGGACGAGCCGUGCGGCCGCGCCCGCACUGCGCGCGCACGUGCACGCACACACGGGCCGCCUGUUGCGGGAGAUACAUAACACCGCGCCGCGAAUUGAGAAUUACGGCAACUAUCUGGAGGAGUUGGUGUGUCGGGCCAUUGUGAUGUUAUGUAUGGAGCAAGACGCUAGUAAUGCACUACCGGUAUGGCAGAAAUGGGUGUGUACAUGUACGGCGCGCACGCGUCGUGCGGUGAUGGUUGCGUGCGGUACGCUGGGCGCGUCGCACACUUUCGCGCCGCUCGUUGACACGCUCGCACAUCAGAUACUCGACGACACAUACGGCGGUGGGUGGAGCGUGGUGUGGCGGCCGCUAGCGGGUCGGCCGGGCGCGUGGGCGGCGCUGCGUCAGCAACACUACUACGCCGCGUACGCGCUGCUGCGUGCUGCGCCACUUGCGGUGGACGACGCGCGAUCCGCUUUUACUGCACUAGCCGCCGCCACUGUCAAUUUCAUGGACAACGAAGUGAUAAUAUCAUUGUGGGUGUGUGCGCUGUGCCGCGUCGCGCGCGAGCUUCCAACAAUAGCUGACGGCGAGGCGGCGGAGCGCGCGGUGGCGGCGCGGGACGCAUGCGCGCUGCUCGCCAAGUGGGCGGGGCUUAAGCGUUCGCUCAUACAAGUGGUUACGCUGCAGCAUGCCACUGUACCGACGCAGAGGCACCGUCUCCUGUGCUUCUUGGGUCUGUGCAUCCUGAGCAAUUUACCGUCUACAGGCGUCCAGUCGCCGUAUAAGGAGUACGAAAACGCGUGCCAAUCUUCCUCCUCUUUAGGUGUCAAUGUGAGUGAUAUCAUCAAAUGGGGCCAAUAUCCCAAGCCUGGCUACUUACCCCGUCUAGCUGUGAUGCUGUUCCCAGACCGUAAAGUCUACUUUGAAGAGGAGCUUAACUUGGCACCCACCGAUUUAUAGUUAACAAUAUCUCAAGUCGAAAUGUGUACCUUCGGUGAUGGUGAUAAGGUUUAAUAUCAAAUGACAUGAGGCACACUUGAUAGCGGUAAAGCGCUAAGUGCUUCGAAUAAAAAGCCUGAUUAGAUUUAGUAUAUCAAUGUCCUAGUCCAAUAAAUGUUAUAAGUAUGUUAUCAAUUCUAUAAAGCACUUAUAUGGGUCAACUCUACUCAUUUUUCGUUUUACAUAAUAUACGAAUGUUUGUAAGUAAGAUUAUUUUAUAGUUUAAAUAAUUAGAGAAGAAAACCUUCCGUUCCUUCAUGAUUUAAUGUGUCUUUAAUUAUUAUUAUAAUGAGGUCUAUAAACAUAAGACAAGUUUAUGUUUAAUAAGAAUUUAUUUACAUAGUUACAUAACUCAUUAUGUUAUUUCGCGAACCAUAUUUUCUUAUUCCUAAUAAAUCUGUAGUCUCAACAGUACCGGUAAAUAAAAUUUAUUAUACAUACUUACUACUAAAAAUACU